CCAAUAUGGCGGAAGAAGUGAAGUAUGGUGGAGGGGGAUCUGUCGAAUUCACUCGACAUGUUAAUGCUAACAAUGCCAAAUUAUUAGCUUUCAUUACAUUAACUGGUUUUAUAGUUUAUCACGGUAUCAUCCAUUUAACUUACGGAAUUGAUUCUUGUAAAUGGCUACUCAGCGAUGGUAGAUUUCAAGGUUAUCGUGUAUGGCAGCCAUAUGGAUGCAUGAUGCACACGUAUAGUAAUGUAGAUUCUAGAAUGUGUAUGCGAUAUAUUGAUUACUGGGGAGGAAAGAACCAUAUUGUUUUUAUAGGAGAUUCUAGAAUUAGACAGUUAUUCAGGGCAUUUGUUCAUCGUAUAGACUCUAAAACUGAUUCAAAAGAUACUCCAGUUCAUAAAGAUUUGAAAUUUAGUGAUAGUGAUUUAAAACUUGAUACCGAGUUUUUAUGGCAUCCAAUGAUGAAUCAUUCUAUGCACGAAGUUUAUAGUAAAUGGGUGGAAAUGGAACCUAGAAAAAGACCAACAGUUGUUGUAACGGGCAGUGCCACCUGGAGUAUACGAACAAGUAAUGCAAGCAUGGAAGCAUUAGAAGACUUUAAAUCAAAUCUUACAAAAUUAGUUCCAUUAAUGAAUGAAUUAAAAUCAACAACAAAAAUAUUAUGGGUUCUUCAAGAUCCUGUAGUUCCAGAAAAACUUCAUCCUUUUCGAAGCAUGAUAACUAACGAACAAAUAGAUUUCUAUAACAAAGCUGCCAUGGAUAUUCUAAAAUAUAGUAGUGUUUUCGUUUGGAGUUCUUCACGUCUUGUUUCUCAAGGUUACAAUCAAGAUCAAGAAGAUGGUUUACAUAUGGGACAAGUUGCACUUAACUAUGCUGUUCAGAUUUUACUUAAUAUGUAUUGUAAUGAUCAUAUGAAUUACAAUGACGGAACAUGUUGUAGUAGUGCUGAACCUGUCACUGUUCUUCAAAUUGUUACAUUUUCGAUUCUUGGUGUUUGCUUCUUACUUGGUCUUGCUAUGAUGAUACAUAAAAAAUGGAAAACAAGAAGAAUUAGACAGUAUAGCUUAUUAGAAAAUUGCAAUCAAGGUGAAAGGAUUAGAGGAGCAGAUAAUGGUUCUUGGUAUGAAUUAUUCACUUCUCUUGGAAAAUUAGGUAUUAUUAUGGCAUAUUUCUACUUAUGUGACAGGUGAGACAAAUUAUAUUUUCAACAUGUUAGCUAUUUUUCAU
Centruroides sculpturatus (bark scorpion) is the source of this 1218-nucleotide messenger RNA. Its product is annotated as N-acetylneuraminate 9-O-acetyltransferase-like. The record is from RefSeq and is a predicted model, not a curated record. NCBI's taxonomy places the organism in Eukaryota, Metazoa, Arthropoda, Arachnida, Scorpiones, Buthidae. Bases 6 to 1181 code for a protein of 391 amino acids. The transcript is spliced from 8 exons.